Molecule: messenger RNA, 1951 nt
Organism: Hypoxylon trugodes
Lineage: Eukaryota; Fungi; Ascomycota; Sordariomycetes; Xylariales; Hypoxylaceae
Exons: 2
Coding region: 461-1666 (401 amino acids)
Source: RefSeq, a predicted model, not a curated record
GCCUACCAUUGUUCGCUAAGUGAAUGAUGAGAAUGGCUGCAUGGCUAUUGACGAGUUCCCCCUUACUACUUGGGGCCUCCUUUGUAGAGCUACUUCAAUAAGACGACUCAGAUAUCCUCACCUUAGAAAACUUCUGAAUUUUGCAGCCAUCACGAGAGCGGAUUUCAAUGGAUAACCUUCGUCGCUGGUCGGAAACCGACUACUUUUAUCCACGAUGGUCUCUUCCUUUGUUUUCUGGAACGUCCCGACUGGUCUCGUAGAACUAGAACAGAUAGGCCAUGCCCUUUCAGAUACUAGAGACGAUGGAGGUUUAAAAUGGAAGAGGCUCUCUUUAAGAGCUCCUAGGCUACCUUGCGCCAGCUCAUCGGCAUUAAUAUAUCUCUACUAAUACUCCCUUCAGUGAUAUUCUAGAGUCUAGUUAUCUAGAGGAAAUUCCGCGAGUGAAGAUCCUACAUGCGAUAUGGGAAGAAAAGCUAAGGGUCGGCGCCCAAAGACUUCAAACAACAAAUGGGGACCGCAGGACGGGGGAAUCGAUAACCAAAACCAUACGCAUGGCUUCAAACCGCCCACGAGGGGCCCUCGCCCCUCUCAUAGAAGAGGACCCCAGGCUUACCGACGCGCAUCCUACGGUCCACACAUAACGGCAAACCAAUAUAACCCAUUCGACCUGAAUAAUAACAAUCGAGGGCGAGGCGGGGGAGGAAGGGGUGGCGGAAGAAGCGGACAAGGUGGUCGUGGAAGUCACGAUAACAAUUCUAAUAUUGCCGGCGACCUGAACGAUAACGACAAUUUUACUCCCGAAGGUCCUACUUUCUCACCCAAGGCCUCACGACAUGAUAACCACAAUAACAGGGGCAAUAGAGGUAGAGGCAGUCCAAACCAGCGCUUCUGCGUCGAAUGCAGCUCCGUCCGCCGCGUCAACCUCCGUUUCCGAGACUGGGCCGCGCAAGCCCUACGGCAAUGCGGAAAGCGCUUCGUCGCAUGGGCGGAGGAAGCAGGCGUUGAAUUCGGGGCGGUAGACGAAAUGGACUGGCAACCGGAACCCGUGACGCAAGUCCUAUUCCUCCGCUCACCCCCCGAGCAAAUGCCGCCUCCACCGAUGAACAAAGGAGCGGAGAAAGUAAUCCAGCAAUUCCAGCAAUACCUAGAACUCCAACAACAGCAACAGCGAUAUCAGCAACCACAACACCAAUAUACAAACCCAAGCAUAGGACCCCUCCCAUACCCCGGUCCCUGGGCCUGGCCCCCUUAUUCCGAUGGCUCUAUGAGUACUACCGCGACUUCAUCCACAUUGCCUUCACCAACUGGUCAUCAAAACGGCACUCUUUACAACAACCCCCAACCCCAAUACGCCCCCCUCAAUCCCGAUCCGAAGACCCUGGAUUCUGUCAUUCCUAUGCCCAUUUCCAGCUUCGGCAUCCUCGGUGGCAUGACUACCGGCCCAGGUAUGAACCAACAAUGGCAGCAACAGCAGCCUUGUGUUACAUCUCACGCGCCGCUCCAACCUCCCGUGAUGACGAGUGCGUGUAGCGGGGGACUAGGGUUGGGAUCGGAGAUAGGUUCAUUCGGAGGCGCGGGGGUGCCGGUGUCCCUCGGGAAAAGACGUAAUAGCGGUAGUGUGGAAGAGGGCCGGUUGUCGCCGUAUGAGAGGGUUGCUAAUAGAUGACCAUCUCUAGGGUCCUCGAUGAAUGGAAUGAGUGAAGAUGCUACCACUACCCCUGAGCGGCGUGAGCUACCUUGGUAGUCAUAAUGUACAUAAACGGCAAGAGCUGUUGUGGUAGUUAAGACAAGUAAGCCACCUUUUUGCCUUACUAUGUCAUUGGCAAUGUCAGAAAAUUUUAUCAGGUUCGACUUUCAAGCAAACUAAAGAUAUGAGAAAUGAGGCUUUAGGCGCCGUAUAGUCGGGACAUUUAGCGGUUAGAGUAACUUUUGUAUAAAAUAGAUAGACGAA